AUGACUGCUGCACCCACCGUGUCAGUCGCGCAGGGCCAGCUUCGGGGCCGUGUCGUGACAAACCCCAUUGGUAUAACGUUCUACAGUUUCCAAGGUGUACCAUAUGCUAAACCUCCAAUAGGGGCUUUGAGGUUUAAGGAUCCCCAGGCACCCGAAGAAUGGCAAGGUAUUCGAGAUGCAACAGCAGAAGGAAAUAACAACCCUCAUUCAAAGGUGGAUUACUUUGGCAACAGAAACUAUUUUGGGGAUGAAGACUGCCUAUUCCUAAAUGUUUACACACCAAACUUAGAAAAAGCAAAUCUCCCAGUUAUGAUUUUUAUUCAAGGAGACGGUUUCAAAUUUGGUUCAGGAAAUAUCGACUUGGGCCCUGAUUAUUUAGUAGCUAAAGAUGUGAGAAAUCCAGAGGAUACUGCCGCAAGCCUAGCUAAAAUGUUAGGCUGUAAAUCUGCUGAUCCUGAAAAGGUUCUAGAGCACUUGCGAAAUUGUUCUGCUAUAGAGCUCGUGAAAGGAUAUGAUGACAUGAUCUCCAACGAUGAUUUCCUUGGUAAUUUCAGUCCCUUUGGUCCUGUUAUCGAAAACUAUUUUGCUGGUGUCGAAGCAUUUAUUUAUGAACCAUUCAGUGACUUAGUACGAUCAGGUCGGAUAGCAGACGUCCCCGUCAUGAUCGGCACAUGUGGUUUGGAGUUCUCAUUUGAAAAAAUAAUUGACGAUCUGCAAGUGUUCAUUCCUGAGGAGAUAAAUGUUACGAAGAAUUCUAAAGAGUCUUUAGCAAUUGUACAAAAAUUAAAGCAACUGUACCUGAUAGCACAUGAUGGUGACAGUAAAAGUUUGGAUGGCUACUCUCAUUUGGCGUGUGACCGAGCGGUCAAAACUGAUAUUGUCAAAUAUAUUAAAUAUUUAGUAGAAGUGGAUAAACAACCUGUUUACUAUUAUAAUUUUGAUUAUACAGGUGCGUUUAAUAUUAGCCGUAAAAAACACGCAAAUUUAAAACAGGCGUUGAAUAUGGAUGAACUGGGGUAUCUAUUCAGGAGCAAGUAUCAAGAAGAUAUAGUGCACAGUGCUCGGGAUGUUGAAAUGAGGGAACGUAUGUUGAGGCUGUGGACAAAUUUUGCGAAGACUGGAAAACCAACACCAGACAAAGAGUUUUACUUAUCUGUACUCUGGUCACCAGUAUCCAGAGACAAGUUGAACUAUCUAAACAUAAGUUCAGAACUGUCUCUUGAGUCAAACCAAGACAGAGAAAAAGCAGAAUUCUGGCAGGAUCUUUACAUCAAAGAACGCAGGGAAAAAAUGUUGAACAAUAUAAAUAUAGACCCCACGACCACAAAUGGAGUGGCUGAACAACUAAUCAGGGCCAACGAUCCAAUAGUGGCUGACUUACCGAAGAACGUUGGAGUUAAUAAGUUCGUGAAUUUUUAUGAGUCACUUCAGAAAUAA
Molecule: messenger RNA, 1437 nt
Organism: Arctia plantaginis
Lineage: Eukaryota; Metazoa; Arthropoda; Insecta; Lepidoptera; Erebidae
Source: the annotation of a GenBank genome assembly